GAUAGGAUUGCAUCUGGCUGCACAAAAACCCUGUGAAUGAGAAAUAACUACAACAGCGUUGUUGGAGUUUUGGGGAGGGAGAUGAAGGGAGAUGGAGGAUUCACCGCCAGCCGCGCCGCCGGUCCGAUCGCCGUCGUUUUCGCCGUCUUGCUUUUCGCGUCGGUCAUGGUAAUUUACGACUGUGUUUGGUCGUCGACGGCUGCCGGAGGAUUUUUCCGGCUACAAAAUAAACAAGUUUCGGCAUCAAUCAAACCUAGAGAUGAGCUCGAAGCAGCGCUACAACGAGCUUCAAUGCCAAACAAGACAGUAAUCAUUGCAGUACUGAACGAAGCUUAUGCAGAAGAGAACAGCUUGCUCGAUCUCUUUCUUCGAAGUUUUCGUGAAGGAGAGGACACCGAGUUCUUGAUCAAACACCUUCUCCUCGUGGCCGUAGAUAAGAUGGCUUUACGAAGGUGCAGGUUCCUAGGUCUCCAUUGUUACUAUCUCGAGACUGAGCAUAAUGAUUUCUCUGAAGAGAUGGUUUUUAUGUCAAGGGGUUUUGUGGAGAUGAUGUGGAGGAGGACUUACCUUCUCGGAGAAGUUCUUAGGCGUGGAUAUAGCUUCAUCUUCACGGAUAUGGAUGUUCUGUGGCUAAGAAACCCAUUCCCAAAGCUAAGCCACAAUGGCGAAGACAUGCAAAUAAGUUGCGACCAUUACAACGAAAACCCCUUCGAUGAAUCCAACCCCCUCAACACUGGAUUCUACUUUGUAGCAUCAAACAACAAAACCAUAGCUCUCUUCGAAGAAUGGUACAGCAACAGAAAAAAUUCAAAUGGCAGGAAAGAACAAGAUGUGCUCGUUGAAAUGAAAAAUAAUGGCACCUUUAGUCGGUUAAAUAUGACAGUCAGGUUCUUGGAUACUCUUCAGUUCAGUGGGUUUUGUGAAGAUAGCAGGGAUUUUCGAGAGGUGAGGACCGUCCAUGCUAACUGUUGCCGAAUUGUGAAGGCAAAGCUCGCUGAUCUCGCUGCUGCCUUGGAUGUGUGGAAGAGGUCUAAUGGCACGUUGAACGCUACAUGGCCUGCACAUGAAGGUUGCUUUAAGUCAUGGCAGAAAGAUGUCUCCAACCUCGAGCUACGGAAAAACCUAGAGAAGACUGCGAUGCAGAACAAGACCUUGAUUAUCAGUGUGCUGAGCAAAGAAUAUUCAGAGAAUAACGGCAUUCUAGACCUCUUUCUUCAGAGCCUUCAGCACACUACGGAUAUUAAGUCCUUGAUCAGGCACAUCCUCUUUAUGGCAAUCGAUAAAGUAGCCUUCGAUCGAUGCAAGCUACUAAACCUCCAUUGUCAUCGCCUCGUCGUCAAGGGAAUUGAUUUCUUUAAGGAGCAGCAGUUUACAAAUGAGGAACUUGACAAAGUGAUGUGGCAGAGGAUCCGUCUACUUGGAGAUGUUCUCAAGCUUGGAUACAACUUCAUUUAUACGGAUUUGGAUGUAAUGUGGCUGAGAAAUCCAUUCUCAAAGUUGGCUCUCAAUGGAGAAGAUGUGCAGACAAGUUGUGAUACAUACAAUGGCAAGCCGUUUGAUGAAAUCAACCAUAUAAAUGCCGGUUUCUACUAUGUGAUCUCAAAUAACAAAACUACUGCAUUGUUUGAUAAAUGGUACGCUUAUAGAUAUAACUCCAGAGGCAUGAAACAACGAGAUGUUCUAAAUAUGAUGAAGCACAAUGGUGUCUUUAGGCAAUUAAGAAUGAAAGUGAAGUUCUUAGACACCACCUGUUUCAGUGGUUCCUGUGAAGCCAGCAUGGAGUUCAAAGAGGUGAUCACCGUGAAUGCAAAUUGUUGUGGUAGUGAGAAGGCCAAGCUAGCAUAUUUGACCAACAUGCUUGAAAUUUGGAAGAAAAAUAACACAACAGCAACCCGUUGGCCUGAGAUCAAUGGUUGUCAUCAGUUGAGAAGAAUUGGUAGUAACAUUUAACUUUUAAAUUAUUUUGCCCCUUUCUUAUAUUUAUUGUAGAUGCUGAUCACAGAGAAACAAAGGAUAGCUUGGGAAUCCACAAACUGAUGGUCUGUUGUUAGAUUUUCAAUGAAGAUAGUAUACAUGUAAAGGAACCAAUAUAGAAAUGUUUUCUUGACCAGUAGAAAACAGUCUAAAAUGCGCACCUAUAAGCAAUUCAUGCACCCAGAUAAUUUGAAAGGAAAGAGUUUGGUCAUAUUUCCAUCCACAAUCUCUCCAUGGGCAAACAAAGCAUAUCCAAUAAUUGUACAUUGCACUUAAUAAAGUCAGCAGAAUAUGAACGUGUAUGAAAUGCUCACUGGAGAUUCUGAAAGAAUUAUUAAAUUAUUACUAGUACUCUAGUGCAUUCUCUGCGUGCAUUACACAAAAUGUGAGGGGAGAAUUGUCAAUGAACCGGUAAUGAUUUUGAGUAUUUUUGUUGAGUUGUUCUGAAGUUUUCCAAGUUUAAGGGCAUUUCUUUGAAAAAAAAAAUCCCAACAUUCCUUUGAGGGCAUUUUUGUUGAUUUUUUAAGCGUGUGGGCUUUCACAGUUAAUUUUUUUUCAGAUGUAAAGACAUUUUGGGAAUUCUAAAGAUGUGGCUCACAAUGUCUAAAAGAGGGGCUUUUCUUAAUAUAUAGUAUAGAUAAAACCAAAAAAUGAAACUUUGCACUUUCCUGAGUGAAUGCUUCCUUUUUCAAUGUUAGAAAACCUCACUAUCCUCACAUUAGUGCUCAUAUUAUAGUUGGCAUAGGCUGUGUAUUUUUCUAUACCUCGAUCAGAAUGAAAGUUACUGGUAAUUGUUAUUGCAAAGAUAAAAAAAUCAGAAGGUGUUAGAAGGUGUUUGUUCCCUGUUAGUCAACAGAUGCAUGUAUUCAGAUUCAGAAACUAACUUAGCUCCUUUUAUCUUUACUUCAUGAAAGAAAAUAUAAGGCUCAAUCC
Messenger RNA from Asparagus officinalis (garden asparagus), 2907 nucleotides. RefSeq lists its product as uncharacterized. Lineage: Eukaryota; Viridiplantae; Streptophyta; Magnoliopsida; Asparagales; Asparagaceae. The record is from RefSeq and is a predicted model, not a curated record. The transcript is spliced from 6 exons. Bases 37 to 1950 code for a protein of 637 amino acids.